Messenger RNA from Colletotrichum abscissum, 1275 nucleotides. RefSeq lists its product as uncharacterized. Lineage: Eukaryota; Fungi; Ascomycota; Sordariomycetes; Glomerellales; Glomerellaceae. The record is from RefSeq and is a predicted model, not a curated record. The coding region runs from base 1 to 1275 and encodes 424 amino acids. The transcript is spliced from 6 exons. Gene Ontology annotation, molecular function: FAD binding; monooxygenase activity.
AUGUCAUCAUCUCCAGUCGACGCCGAGGUCCUCAUCGUCGGUGCCGGCAUCGGCGGUCUCACGCUGGCAGCCAUCCUCUCGCGCCUCGACAUCUCGUGCAAGGUCCUCGAGCGAAGCGACGUGCUGCGCCCCGUCGGCGCGGGCAUUUCGCUCUCGCCUAACGGCCUCCGCAUGCUCGAUCAACUCGGCGUGUACGAGAAAGUGCUGGAAGCGGGCCAGAAGCUGCGGAAAGUGCAAAUCUGGCGCGGUAAUAAGCUCUGGAAUACGGUAGACUGGGCGGGCUGCGAGGCCAAGUUCGGGUAUCCGGUCAUGUCCUUGGAGCGUCACCACUUUCACAGACUACUCUUUGAUGCUGCGGGAGGCGAUGAUGUCGUGCAGUUCGGCACAAAGAUUGUUGAUGUCAUUGACGAUCCGAGCGAGUCCUUCGUCAGGGUGGUCUCUGACGAGGGGAAAGAGUUCCGGGCUCACGUCGUCGUCGGUGCUGAUGGGAUACGGUCUGUUAUCCGGAGAUGCCUGGCUCGAGACGCUGGCCUCAAGGAGGCCAACACCAUCAAGUUCACAGGGCGUGUCCACAUGAGUGGCAUCACCGCUCCGCUGGAGCAUCUUAGUACUCAGGACCUCGGUGUCGCCAACUGGAUGCUCUACGAAAACUCGACUCUCACAACUUGGCCAUGCCCCGACAACCGACAAUGGUUCAUCGGAGUCACGAAAACCGACGAGAAGGUUGAUUAUGAUCGGUCUAUCUGGAGCAACUGUGACGAAGAUACCAUCAAUUCAGUCUACGGAGACAAGUUCCACCCGUUCGCGGAGAAAGGAGAGUUUAGAGAUAUUGUCGAAAAGAACGAGCGUAUCCUUGCCUGCAAUAUGUUCCAAGAAGUUGAGUUCCCUUCAAUGGCCCGAGGCAGAGUCUGUCUUAUCGGCGACUCCGCGCACAGCAUGACCAGUGCCUUUGGCCAGGGCGGAAACCUAGCAAUUGAAGAUGCGGCGGUUCUGGCUAGCCUAAUCCAGGAAAAUCGAGGGUCUUUGGAGCAGAAAGUAGAACCAAUCCUCCAGAAGUACAGCCAGAUGCGAGAAAAGAGGGCAAAGGAAGUGGUCAAGUUCAGUUUCCGCUUUAUUUUACUACACGGAGCCUUUCUACCCUACGGCAUUGGACCGUUGCUGCGGUGGUUGAUCUAUGCUUUUCUGCCCGGCGGCGCCUGGCUAUGGUUUCUCGAGUUUCUGUAUGGGUUCCAACCCACUGUACCACAUUUAGACUUUGCAUCGACAAAGACAUGA